This is a messenger RNA of Salarias fasciatus (jewelled blenny), 951 nucleotides long. It is a transcript of the gene lin7c, whose product is annotated as lin-7 homolog C (C. elegans). Gene Ontology annotation, molecular function: protein binding. Lineage: Eukaryota; Metazoa; Chordata; Actinopteri; Blenniiformes; Blenniidae. The record is from RefSeq and is a predicted model, not a curated record.
GCGUCGUGACACUGGCAGCUAGCCUAGCCGGCUAACUUUGCUAAUCUGAUUUAUCGUCUCAGUUAAGCGCCCGUAACGUUAGCCAGGAUUACUAAAUUUGGUUUUACAUAUCUCGCCGUUUAACGCAAUAAUAUCUACCAUCGAAUAUCCAAUUGCUGCAAGAAAUGGCAUCGCUUGGAGAGCCUGUGCGGCUGGAAAGAGACAUCAACCGUGCCAUUGAACUACUGGAUAAGCUUCAGAGGACAGGGGAGGUGCCCCCCCAGAAGCUGCAGGCACUGCAGAGGGUCUUACAGAGUGAAUUCUGUAACGCUGUCAGAGAAGUUUAUGAACAUGUGUAUGAAACUGUGGACAUCAACAGCAGCCCUGAAGUCCGGGCCAAUGCCACAGCCAAGGCUACGGUGGCAGCUUUUGCAGCAAGUGAGGGACACUCGCAUCCACGUGUGGUGGAACUUCCCAAGACGGAAGAAGGCCUGGGCUUCAACAUAAUGGGCGGGAAGGAGCAAAACUCCCCGAUUUACAUCUCACGGAUCAUCCCAGGAGGCAUCGCCGACCGACACGGGGGCCAAAGAGGCGACCAGCUCCUGUCUGUCAACGGAGUGAGUGUUGAAGGCGAGCACCACGAGAAAGCGGUGGAGCUCCUCAAAGCAGCUCAGGGCACGGUGAAGCUGGUAGUAAGGUACACCCCCAAAGUCCUGGAGGAGAUGGAGUCACGCUUUGAGAAAAUGAGGUCGGCGAAGCGCCGGCAACAGAACAACUAUCCUCAGUAGGAUUCGGCGGCGCCGAUGCCCAGCUCCCAUGUCUCUCUCUCUCUCUCUCUCUCUCUCUCUCUCUCUCUCUCACUCUCUCCUCCUUGAGCCUUCUGGCCAUCUGUUCUGGUCUCUUUUCUUAUCUCCCUGCUCACAAAAAUACACAAGUCUAGUUUUGAGUUCCUCCUCACACACUCUGCAUGUU